UGGAGCUAAAUGUUGUAGUAGCGGCAAUAAGUUACAGAUUCAUAUUUGUGACCAGCUGCUGUGAAUGGUGUAAAAAAUCCACAUUCAGCUAUUUUACUCAUUACACCAUGUCUACUCCAGCUAGAAGGCGACUUAUGAGAGAUUUCAAAAGGUGGGGUUUUAAUUGCAGUACAGCUUGCCUAGACAAAACGUCGCUCCAGGAGGACCCCCCGGCUGGUGUCAGUGGUGCCCCUUCUGAGAACAACAUCAUGGUUUGGAAUGCGGUCAUAUUUGGCCCUGAAGGAACACCCUUUGAAGAUGGUACAUUUAAACUUACAGUGGAGUUCACAGAAGAGUACCCUAAUAAGCCGCCCACUGUACGAUUUGUCUCCAAAAUGUUUCAUCCCAAUGUAUAUGCAGAUGGAAGUAUUUGUCUGGAUAUUCUACAGAACCGCUGGAGUCCAACCUAUGAUGUCUCGUCUAUUCUAACCUCUAUCCAGUCACUGCUUGAUGAACCCAAUCCUAAUAGCCCUGCUAACAGCCAGGCAGCUCAGCUGUACCAGGAAAACAAGCGGGAAUACGAAAAACGGGUGUCCGCUAUCGUAGAGCAGAGUUGGAGGGACAACUGAACGCACUUCUCACACAACUGUGUCUGAAACUCGAUGUUUUCUGGACGCUGUUUAGUGGUGUAUGUUUUUUCAAACCCCGUUUUUAUUUCAAAAUUUUAUGCACUUUACUCUUUACUUCACCAGACAAUACAGGAUUUCUUUUUUCUUUUCUUUUUGCCUGGAAAGGUUCUCAAUGCUUCAUCCAUCAUUGAAUUUGACGUGACUCUGCCAAGCCCCCAGUGUCACAGACAGGCUGGGGGGUUUUGCUGUAGUUUCUUUGUUUUGUAUUUUCCAUAUUUUUUUCUUAGUAUGUUUUUUUUUUUUCUUAAUUAAAGGGGAAAAAAACAUACUAAACAAUCAUCUGUGAAUACUUCAGGAUUUGUUUGUUUGUUUUUUAUGAGAAAUGGAAAUGCUUAUUAUUGUUGCUCACUGGAGAAUCAAGCUCUUGACCUGAACUAAGACUCUCAGGAUAGGAUCACAGAACAGACCUGCCAGUCCUUAGGGCAGGGUCCUGAGCUUUGUUACAUGCAUGAAUGCAACAUUAUGCCCUUGCGCUCUGCCAGUAUGCCCCUGCAUACGGGAAACAAACAUUUAUGUACAGAUUUUGCACUGGUUGUCAAUGUCACAUUUUUCCCCAGCACUUGUAAAUAAUCGAAUAAAAGGCAAAA
Molecule: messenger RNA, 1255 nt
Organism: Chanos chanos (milkfish)
Lineage: Eukaryota; Metazoa; Chordata; Actinopteri; Gonorynchiformes; Chanidae
Gene: ube2al
Product: ubiquitin conjugating enzyme E2 A, like
Exons: 8
Coding region: 108-608 (166 amino acids)
Source: RefSeq, a predicted model, not a curated record